AUGGUCCCGAGAGCGCCCUCAAGAGAGGCGUUGACCCUGCUCAAGCAUUCAGUCCGACCCUCAGUAGUCGUUCGAUCGCAAACACAACGCUGCCUCCUCUCGUCCACCACACGUCCUACCCUGCCAUCGCACGCGCAGUCUCAAAUUCCUCAAAAGUCGAUCCGAAACACAGCUACUUUUACACAUUCCCACCAUGCCGAAGCCGUCUCCGUCAUCCCCACGACAGUCGAUACGAGCAAUGCAGACUUCAAAGAGAACAAGCGCCAGAUGGACGAGGCAACCGAGAACCUAGUCAACCUGCACACCAAGAUCGCGCAAGGCGGACCCCAAAAGGCUCGGGACAAGCACAUACAGCGAGGCAAGAUGUUGGUCAGAGACAGAAUAUCUGCUCUGAUUGACCCGGGCACGCCGUUCCUCGAAUUGAGCCAGAUGGCAGGUUACGACAUGUACGGCGAAGACGAUGUGCCAGCCGGCGGCAUCGUCACGGGCAUUGGUACAGUCAACGGCGUGCAGUGCAUGGUUGUUGCAAAUGAUGCUACGGUCAAGGGAGGUACAUACUACCCAGUCACAGUGAAGAAGCAUCUGCGAGCCCAGACGAUCGCGCAAGAGAACAGGUUACCUUGCAUUUACCUCGUCGACUCUGGCGGUGCGAACUUGCCUAACCAAGCAGACGUCUUCCCUGAUGUAAACCACUUUGGGCGCAUCUUCUACAAUCAAGCGCGCAUGUCUGCUAUGGGCAUCCCGCAGAUUAGUGUUGUCAUGGGACCAUGUACCGCAGGUGGUGCGUAUGUGCCUAGUAUGAGCGACGAGAACAUCAUUGUUGAGAAUCAGGGUCACAUUUUCCUUGCAGGUCCUCCGCUGGUCAAGGCAGCGACUGGUGAAGUGGUCUCAGCAGAAGAUCUGGGUGGAGGCAAGCUUCACAGCGAGGUCUCUGGUGUUACCGACUAUCUCGCUGUUGACGACGCGCACGCGCUUGUCCUGGCGCGGAGGAGCGUUGGCAACCUCAACUGGCACCGCAAUCAGACUGUCACUCAGCAGCCUGCAUUCCAAGAGCCCCUCUACGACCCUCAGGAGCUGUCCGGUAUCGUCGGUACCAACCUACGCCGUCAGAUUCCCAUCCACGAGAUCAUCGCCCGUAUUGUCGACGGCUCGUCUUUCGAUGAGUUCAAGCCGUUGUACGGCUCCACGCUUGUGACGGGGUUUGCAAAGAUAUACGGUCACCCGGUAGGCAUUGUAGCCAACAACGGCAUUCUCUUCAGCGAGAGUUCGCUCAAAGGCGCGCACUUCGUCCAAUUGUGCGGAAAGCGACACAUCCCCCUCAUCUUCCUGCAGAACAUCUCGGGCUUCAUGGUCGGUCAGGACGCCGAGAAAGGCGGCAUUGCAAAGAACGGCGCGAAGCUCGUAACGGCUGUGAGCUGUGUUGAUGUACCCAAGUUUACUGUCGUUGUAGGAUCUAGCGCUGGCGCUGGAAACUACGGCAUGUGCGGCCGCGCGUACUCGCCACGUCUCCUCUUCACCUGGCCCAACGCAAAGACCUCGGUCAUGGGCGCGGAACAGCUGUCGUCUGUCAUGGAAGCCGUUGGCAAGAAAGUGGAUCCUGCGCUAAAGGCACGGAUCGAGCACGAGAGCGAAGCGACAUUCGGGUCGGCAAGGUUAUGGGACGAUGGGAUCAUUCCACCGGAACAUACACGCAGGGUGCUUGGCAUGGGAUUGCAGAUGGCGUGUGGUGGGCAGAACAAGGGCGUGGAGAAGGAGAGCACUUGGGCUUCCAUCAAGGAUGUUUCUAGUCAGGUCGCCAAACAGCUCGUUGCGCAGUAUGCGACCAUCGACGACAAAGGCAUACACGUACUGGGAGGUUAUCCCGGUAUCCUCUACCCACCCUACUACUGGUGGCAGGCGGGUGCCAUGUUCGGCACUCUGCUCGACUACUGGCACUACACCGGCGAUGACCAGUACAACGAGAUGGUUCGCGAGGGACUGAUACACCAGUUCGGAGAGCAUCAAGAUCUGAUGCCUUCGAACCAGUCCAAGAACGAAGGCAACGACGACCAAGUCUUCUGGGCCUUCUCCAUGAUCGCCGCCGCCGAGUACAAGCUCAAGGACCCUCCCUCCGACCAGCCCGGUUGGCUCGCCAUGACACAAUCUGUCUUCAAUCAAUUCGUGGGCCGCUACCAGAAGGAGGUUUCAGACGGCACUUGCGGCGGUGGCAUGCGGUGGCAGAUCUAUCCGUGGCUUAAUGGGUGGACGUAUAAAAACACUGCUUCCAACGGAGGACUUUUCCAUCUCGGCGCUCGAUUGGCAAUGUACACAAAGAACGAUACGUAUGCUAGGUGGGCGGAGAAGGCUUUCGAUUGGAUGGCGCAGAGUCCUAUAUUGCCUGGAGAUGGGCAGGUGUACGAUGGAACGAGCAUUACGACGAAUCCUCCGUGCCACGACGCUGACCAAACGCCCUGGACCUACAACUACGGUAUCAUGAUUGCCGGAGCUGCAUACAUGUACAACUACACCAACGGCGCCGAAAAAUGGCGCACCGAACUUACCAAAUUCAUCAACAAAGUCGCCAUCUUCUUCCCUGAAGAAAAAGGCGGUGUCAUGGUUGAAAUUUGCGAAGCGAACCAAGUCUGCGACGCUGAUCAAGAAUCCUUCAAAGCCUACCUCGCCCGCUGGCUCGGCAUCACCAUGCAAAUGGCCCCUGAAUUCACGCCCCAGAUCCUGCCCAAGUUGCAGAAAUCCGCCGUCGCCGCUGCUCAAACGUGUGAGGGACCGUCCCAACACAACGGCGGGCCCCAUCAGUGCGGUAUGAAAUGGUAUGCCACCGGUUUCGAUGGCAUCGGUGGCGUGGGCCCGCAGAUGACGGCGCUCAAUGUCAUCUCAGUGCUGAAUGCCCAGCGGGUGCCGCCGCCGUACAGUAGGGAUACGGGCGGUACUAGUGAGGGCAAUCCGGGCCUGGGCAGUGGCAACGACGAUGAUCGUCUGCCCAAGUUUCAGAGCGAAAUUACCACGGGGGAUAAGGCGGGGGCGGCGAUAUUGACGAUUUUGAUGUUCGGCUUGUUUGCGGGAGGGGCUGUGUGGAUUUUGAUGUAA
Molecule: messenger RNA, 3084 nt
Organism: Alternaria alternata
Lineage: Eukaryota; Fungi; Ascomycota; Dothideomycetes; Pleosporales; Pleosporaceae
Exons: 5
Coding region: 1-3084 (1027 amino acids)
Biological process (GO): L-leucine catabolic process; carbohydrate metabolic process
Cellular component (GO): methylcrotonoyl-CoA carboxylase complex; mitochondrion
Molecular function (GO): methylcrotonoyl-CoA carboxylase activity
Source: RefSeq, a predicted model, not a curated record